This is a messenger RNA of Brenthis ino (lesser marbled fritillary), 1506 nucleotides long. NCBI's taxonomy places the organism in Eukaryota, Metazoa, Arthropoda, Insecta, Lepidoptera, Nymphalidae. The record is from the annotation of a GenBank genome assembly.
AUGAUUACUUUAUUAAUUUUGCUGUUGGUAACACUCCUUAUUUUGGCUUCCUGGAUACAUUUGAUAAACGAUUGUAAAAAGUUUAAUUUUUCUGGACCACGACCGAUUCCUGUAUUAGGAAAUGGACACUUAUUCAUUGGCAAACAGUCACAGUUUUUACGUAUCCUGGGGCAAAUUCGAAAAAAGUAUGGACACGUCUACCUAGUACAUUUAUUUCAUAGUGCCUAUGUAGUGUUUUCUCAUCCAAAAUACAUUGAGGCCUUGGUGUCUCAUGCGGAACUAAUAACCAAAGGCAGAUCAUACAAUUACAUUCGACCAUGGCUUGGAAAUGGAUUGCUUACUUCUACAGGUACCCGAUGGAGGUUAACGCGAAAAUUUUUGACACCAGCAUUUCACUUCAAUAUUCUGCAAAACUUUUUACCGGUGUUCUUGAAAAAUGAGAAGAUAUUGAUAAAAAAAUUACAAAACUAUGCAGAUGGUAAACCUUUCAGCGUUUUCUCGACCAUCGCAUUGACCGCUCUUGACAAUGUUACAGAAUCAAUAAUGGGAGUCAGCAUCGAUGCUCAGAAAAACACUAAAUCCAAAUAUGUUAAAGCUAUUCAUGAAAUCGCUAAAAUUAUAACAUUACGGAUGCAAAACGUUUUUGUUGGAGAAGAUGCAAUAUUCAAUUUACUACCAUAUAAAAAAAAACAAGAUGAGGUAUUAGAUAUUCUUCACUCACAGACUCGCAAAGUAAUUGAAGCAAGACGAGAGGAACUCCAAAAUGCAAACAUAACCAGUCUGAACGCUAAUUCGGAUUCAGGUAUUCGCAAUAAGCAGGCGUUCUUGGACCUGUUACUCUUAGCCGAGGCCGAUGGAAAGAAAGUAGACGAUGACCAUGUGAGGGAAGAAGUGGACACGUUUAUGUUUGAGGGUCACGACACUGUUACAUCUGGAAUUACUUUUACAUUGUAUUGUCUGUCGAAACAUCUAGAUAUUCAAGAGAAAAUAAUUGAAGAACAAAAAAGCAUCUUUGGUGAAAACAUGGAUCAGGAUCCUCAGUAUUCUGAUCUAAAAAGAAUGAAAUAUUUAGAACAAGUCAUUAAAGAGGGUCUACGUAUUUAUCCUUCCGUGCCAUUAAUUGAGAGGCUCAUAACUAAAGAUAUUGAGAUAGCCGGACUAAAAAUUAAAAAAAACACGUCAGUAGUAGUUAACAUUUUUGACAUGCAACGUCAUCCAGACUUCUAUGAUAACCCCAUGGAGUUCCGUCCGGAGAGAUUUGACCCGGUGUUAUCGCCACAAACAGCUAAGAAUGCCUUUACAUGGCUAGCGUUCAGCGCGGGCCCAAGAAACUGUAUAGGACAAAAGUUUGCAAUGAUGGAAAUGAAAGUCACUAUAGCAAGUAUUAUAAAGAAUUUCGUGGUGCUACCGUCGAAAUUCGAAGAAGAACCUCUACUUUGUGCUGAACUUAUAUUAAGACCUCGAGACGAAGUUACAUUAAGAUUAAAACCAAGGGAAAAAAAAUAU